Caenorhabditis angaria is the source of this 1338-nucleotide messenger RNA. NCBI's taxonomy places the organism in Eukaryota, Metazoa, Nematoda, Chromadorea, Rhabditida, Rhabditidae. The record is from the annotation of a GenBank genome assembly.
AUGUCUCGAACAUUAAUUUUGCUUGCCCUUGUGGCAUGCGCAUACUCAGCUGUAGUUCAAGUUCCACUUUUGAAAGUUGAAUCAAUUCGUAAUCGUAUGAUUCGUCAAGGAACAUAUGCCGAAUAUUUGAAAACAAAAGAACUUCGUCGACUUUAUAUAAAUCGAGGAGAAGCUGCGACUGUUGGACAAAUUGUUAGUGAUUAUGAAGAUGAAGCAUAUGUUGGAAAUAUUACCAUCGGAAAUCCACAACAACAAUUCAAAGUUAUUCUUGAUACUGGUUCAUCAAAUUUGUGGAUUCCUGAUAUUACUUGUGGAACAAAACCAAUCAAUUGUCAAUCUGAUCCAAAAUGUUCGAGUUCACUUCUUUGCCAAUUUGAAUGUGAAGAUCAAGCGUGUUGUGGAGCUGGACCAAACUACACAGAUUCAUGUCUUCUUCAGGCUAAAUUCGAUUCUUCAAAAUCGAAAACCUAUGUUGCAAAUGGACAAAACUUCAUUAUUGAAUAUGGAACUGGUUCAGCAAGAGGAUUCCUUGGACAAGAUACAAUUACAUUUGGAGGAGUUGGAGAGCCACAAUUGACUGUUCCAAAUCAAGUAUUCGGACAAGCCACUUCAUUGGCUGCAUUCUUCGAAGGACAACCUUUGGAUGGUAUUUUGGGAUUGGCAUUCAAAUCAAUUGCUGUUGAUCAAAUCACUCCACCAUUCAUCAAUGCCGUUAAUCAAGGACUUGUUGAUCAACCAAUCUUCACAGUUUUCCUCGAACACGAAGGAGAUCAAAAUGGUGUUCCGGGAGGAGUUUACACUUAUGGAGGACUUGACACAACAAAUUGUGGACCAGUUCUUGCUUAUCAACAACUUUCAUCAGCCACUUAUUAUCAAUUCAAGAUGAGUGCUAUUGGAGCCGGAAGCUAUAAAUCUACUAAAGGAUGGCAAGUUAUCUCAGACACUGGAACUUCUUUGAUCGGAGGACCAGCUUCAAUUGUUUCUGGAAUUGCAUCAGCUGCUGGAGCUACAGUAUGUUUUUUUUUUUCAAAGAAUUUUUCCCUAAAAAUUCUUUAUUUUCAGUACAAUUCAACUUAUGGUGUUUACUUGGUUCCAUGUGGAACAAAAGUUCCAACAGUUGAUAUCACCAUCGGAUCAAAUGUCUACAGUGUUGACUCAAGUAACACAGUUAUUCCAUUAGGAGAUGGAUCGAACAAUUGCAUUUUCGCCGUCUUCCCAUUCAAUAGUUUUGGAUUUGGACCAAGUUGGAUUUUGGGAGAUCCAUUCAUUCGACAAUAUUGUAAUGUUUAUGAUGUUACCAAUCAACGAGUUGGAUUUGCUAAAUCACUUCAAAAGUAG